AGAGCCAAUGAACAAGUCUAUCAAAACUCUACAGAAGCUGAGUCCCCACCUAGUCGAGUCAAGACCAUUUUACUCUCCAGUUAUUACCAGAGCGCUUGGAAAGAAGCUUUUAGCUUCCAAAAUCGACCUUAGAAAAAGGAGGACCUUCAAACUUCAACGUUACGUGGAUUACAGAACAAGAACAUUGACGUUGACGUUGCUAAUCCUUCUGCUACAAACAGGCCUAGCUUGAUGGAGCGAAGAGCCACAAGCAUAUACUUAUGAGGUACAAAAUAUUUUAAAGUUCAUCUAUGAUAUUGUUGUAGGUCUUCCUGUGUUUGAAUAGCUAGUUUGAUGGAACACCCAAGUCACACGUAUUCACUAAGUUCAUAGAGCAAUAUUCUAGUGUGCAGCUUCUCUAAUCAAGUUUCUUCAUUUCUCUUGGUUGAUACUAACUUAAUACUAUCACGUUUCUAAUAGUAGAUACAACAUCCAUGAGUAGGUGGGGUGGGCUACACAUAUAAAUAUUGUACAUAUAGCAAACUGAAAAGAGAUUGCAAUAUUUUAACAACUAGUCUUUUCUCAUUCAAAACUAUCUUAUAUUACAAAAAAUAGGACCGUAAAGAAUUAAAAAAAAAAACUUUUGAAUCUGAAUCUACAUCUUCUUGGCCUAAUAAGUAAAGAACAAAAAGUCAAGUCUCUUUGUCUUUUCAUUCCCUUAUAAUUGAGCAAACCAGAAACAGAUAAGUCAGUUCCUCAGAAACUGUCCAAUGCCUCAGCUGGAUCGCUCUAGGGUCUCUUCGGCUAAGCUCCUUUCUGUGGUCGUGGACGGCGACUAUUAUGGCCGAUCAUCUGCUGCGGUUCCCUUCAAAUGGGAAUCUCAGCCCGGAACUCCCAUAAGACUUUUCAAACGAUCUUCAGGUUCUGAUUCCGAUUUCAACUCUCCUGUUUCAGCUCCACUCACACCUCCUCCCUCUUACUUCAGCGCUUCUCCUUCCUCUACAAAGCUUAAAAGAGCCAACGUUCGUUCUGGUUCCUUGGUCAACAAGAAUCGUAGCGACCCCUCAUCUCCGGUUGCUUCAUCUUCAUCAUCCUCGUCUUCAACAUCUUCUGUGCCAUCCUCUCCAAUGAGGACGUCGGAUUCGUACGGAAGGAACAGCAGAAGACCAAUGUGGUACGGAUCUAGACAUUAUAAUGCUAAGUCUUCAGGAUGCUACGGUUCCAUCAUCAAGUUGUUUCUAAGAGAUGUCAAGUAAUUAUGUUUUUAAAUCUCUCAAAAAAUAUGUUGGGUUUCUACUCUUUUUUGUAAUCUUGGGAAAUAAUUUUCUGAAACUAAUUGUCCUCAGAUUCAUUUCAUCUCAAUGAAUCUACUGGUUGGGUCAUAAGUCAUAAUCAUAUGCUUUUCAUUAAACUCUGA
This is a messenger RNA of Brassica napus (rape), 1396 nucleotides long. RefSeq names its product putative protein TPRXL. Bases 750 to 1235 code for a protein of 161 amino acids. Lineage: Eukaryota; Viridiplantae; Streptophyta; Magnoliopsida; Brassicales; Brassicaceae. The record is from RefSeq and is a predicted model, not a curated record. The transcript has a single exon.